AUGGUUGAUGAUGUCUCUUCAAGGUAUUUUUUCAAUAUUUUAUUUAAUCAAAGCUUCGAUAGAAGUGGCGAUCAAAUUGAAGUGCUUGUCCGUGAAGCAGAAGACCUCCGGCAAAAAUUGGACCAGGAAAGGCAAAAAUUGAAUGAUGUGCCAAUCCAAACAGCAGCCGCAAAAUUGGCAAAAUUGGAACUUGGUGGAAUGAGAUGUCGACGUGUACUCCGUGGACAUGCUAGUAAAGUUUUAUGCAUGGAUUGGGCACAGGAUAAAAGACACAUUGUCAGUUCUUCGCAAGAUGGCAAAGUCAUUGUAUGGGAUGGAUUUACAACUAAUAAAGAACAUGCCAUCACUAUGCCUACUACAUGGGUCAUGGCUUGCGCUUUUGCCCCAAGUAUGCAAAUGAUUGCCUGUGGCGGUUUGGACAAUAAAUGUUCUGUCAUACCUCUCAACUUUGACGAGGAUAUAAUCCAAAAGAAGCGAUCUGUGGCUACUCAUACUUCUUAUAUGAGCUGCUGUACUUUUAUUCGUUCGGAUAAUUUGUUAUUGACUGGUAGCGGUGACUCAACUUGUGCUAUGUGGGACGUUGAAAGUGGUCAAAUGAUUCAAAAUUUCCAUGGUCAUUUAGGCGAUGUUUUUGCCGUUGACAUUGCCAAAUCUGAUAUGGGAAAUAUUUUUAUUUCUGGGGGCGCUGACAAACACGCACUCGUAUGGGAUAUCCGCUCAGGACAGUGUGUUCAAAGCUUUGAUGGGCACGAAGAAGAUAUUAAUACUAUUCGAUUUCAUCCAAAUGGAGACGCUUUUGCUACUGGAUCUGAUGAUGCUUCGUGCCGUCUCUACGACAUUCGUGCUGAUCGUCAAGUUGCUGUUUACCAAAAAGAAUCAAUUUUCUUCCCGGUAAAUGGUGUUGACUUUUCUGUUAGCGGUCGCUUAUUAUUUGCUGGCUAUGGUGAUUAUCGAAUUUCUGUUUGGGAUACACUCAAAUGUGUUCGAGCCCAUGUUUUGUAUGGACAUGAAAAUCGUAUUUCUUGUUUGAGAACAUCUCCAGAUGGAACAGCUAUAUGCACUGCUUCAUGGGAUUCUUUCCUUAAGAUCUGGGCUUAAUUGCUUGUAAGAAGGAUGAUUUUUUUACUUAAUUCCUGUUUUUGCUGGACGAAAAUCUCAUUUUUAAAACGAAUUUUUUGAUUAUAGGUUUAUUUUAUAUAAGGAAAGAGAUCAGAACGUUUAAAAUCUUAUCUAGUGUUGUUAGGGUUUACCCGGGGUCACGGGAUUCGGGGAUACUUGAGGUCACGGGAUUUCAUUGGGAGCACGGGGAUGAAAUCUUUGUUUGGACAGGGAUUUUUCAACAAAAUUCUUUCGCUUUAUCGUUAUACACUUGCACAAGGUAUAAAUGAAUAGGAAGUAAUCUAACUUAUUUUGGAUGAUGGCACUUUUGUUUGUGCUUGUUUUAAACCUUUUGACUAAUGUAAGUAUUCUAUUACUUAAGGAAAAAAAGAUCCGAACGUUUAAUGCCCCAUCUAUGUUAGGAUUUACCCGGGGUGCGUUCGAAUCCAGAUUAGUCUUGUUGGAGAGACUUUGCAUUUGGAGGAAGGUAAAGACACAAUUUUUAUUAGGAUAUGUAAUUUUUGAAAAAAAAGUUGCAAACAAAUUUUCUCGACUUGUAGAACUACUGGGGUAUAAGCUUUAAUCAACAUCUGGAAUAACUCAACCAAAAAUUGUCGUUCUGAUCUCUUUAACUUUAAUUUUCG
Meloidogyne enterolobii is the source of this 1742-nucleotide messenger RNA. The record is from the annotation of a GenBank genome assembly. NCBI's taxonomy places the organism in Eukaryota, Metazoa, Nematoda, Chromadorea, Rhabditida, Meloidogynidae.